AGAAAGGAAAGCUCAAAGAUGGGGGACAACAUGGAUUUCUCAGAGCAUUAUGGGAAUUUCUCAGAGAAUUAUGUCACAGAAAGUUAUGGGGAGUUUGACUUGUAUUAUGACCCCUUAAAUGAAACCUCUCUGUCAGAACAAGGGCAUCGAUCCAUAUGGGUGCUGUCCAUAGUUCUCUGCAGCAUUGCCUGUGUCCUCGGUAUCACAGGCAAUGCCUUUGUCAUCUGGAUAGCUGGAGUGAAGAUGAAGAGGACAGUCAACACUAUCUGGUUUGUAAACCUGGCUGCAGCAGACCUCCUCUGCUGUGUCUCCAUACCCUUCUCCAUAGCUGACAUCAUACUGAACUCUCACUGGCCUUAUGGAGAGGCUAUGUGUAAGAUUCUUCCGUCCAUGGUCGUACUCAACAUGUUCGCCAGUGUUUUCACACUGGUUCUCAUCAGUCUGGACCGCUUUGCCCUGGUCAUCCUGCCUGUCUGGGCCCAGAACCACCGGAGCAUCACCCUGGCCUGGCUGCUCUGUGGUCUGGUCUGGGUCCUGGGUCUGCUCCUCAGCCUCCCCUCUAUGAUCUACAGAGAAAUAGUAGUCCAUGAUGAUAUGAACAUAACACUGUGCAUCUAUAACCACCUACAAGACAAAACUGAGGGCAACCAGUCGGCAAUCAAAGCCAUCCACGUCACCAGGCUUAUACUCGGCUUCCUCAUCCCCCUACUGGUCAUCGCUGUCUGCUACCUGCUGAUCGGUAGGAGGGUGAGCAGCGGCCGCUUUAAAUCCCAGAGGGCCUUCCAGAUAAUUUUGGUUGUGGUGACGACGUUCUUUGUGUGUUGGCUGCCUUAUCAUGUCAUUGGACUGGUGAUCGAGUAUGGCAAGGAAGCCUCCCAGGUCAUGGCCAGGGCUCUAGACCCCCUGGCCAUCUCUCUGGCUUACGUCAACAGCUGUCUCAACCCUGUCCUGUAUGUGUUCAUGGGUCAGGACUUCAAGGAGAGGGUCAGGGUUUCUCUACGUAAAAUAUUUGAGAAGGUCUUCAGCGAGGAUGUGACUCUGCGUUCCUCUGUAUACUCCAAGGGACAGUCACAGCUCUCACGGGCCACCAACUCGUCUGAGGCUCAGGUCUGAGUCAGAAAUGUCUCAGACCUAAAAUGAGUAUAAUCUGAUAUAUAAAACAUUUUACAAGCAAUUAAGAAAAUAGACUUUGACAGUAACAAAAUAGGUUUUAAAGUUCAGUCCGUGCCUGAUUUGAAAUGUUACAUGGAUGGCGUUUUGUGUAAAGCUGUUGGGUUUUUGUUUGAAAUUUGUCCUAUAAACUCUCAUCUAUUACACUUAUGUUUUUCUUAUCAGUGUAGUUAUAAUGGGGUGUGGAGGAAAGAAGUACCACCACUGUAGAUUACGCUGAAGACAUACCAAAUGAAAAAAGUUUUAAACAAAAUAUACUUUAAACAAAAUAAAAAACACAUA
Messenger RNA from Oncorhynchus mykiss (rainbow trout), 1452 nucleotides. It is a transcript of the gene c3ar1, whose product is annotated as C3a anaphylatoxin chemotactic receptor. Gene Ontology annotation, biological process: positive regulation of cytosolic calcium ion concentration; inflammatory response; phospholipase C-activating G protein-coupled receptor signaling pathway. Gene Ontology annotation, cellular component: plasma membrane. Lineage: Eukaryota; Metazoa; Chordata; Actinopteri; Salmoniformes; Salmonidae. The record is from RefSeq and is marked provisional. Gene Ontology annotation, molecular function: G protein-coupled receptor activity; complement component C5a receptor activity.